Triplophysa rosa is the source of this 1166-nucleotide messenger RNA. Its product is annotated as keratin, type I cytoskeletal 42-like. NCBI's taxonomy places the organism in Eukaryota, Metazoa, Chordata, Actinopteri, Cypriniformes, Nemacheilidae. Gene Ontology annotation, molecular function: structural molecule activity. The record is from RefSeq and is a predicted model, not a curated record. The transcript has 6 exons. Bases 15 to 944 code for a protein of 309 amino acids.
UCAGAAACUUCACAAUGUCGCUCUACUCGAAAUCCAAAACCCUCAGCGUUUAUGGUGGAGCCGGUGGCCAAGGAACUUGCAUCUCCUCUGCUUCGAGGCCUCUUAAUGCCUCUUCAAGGGGUUUCAGUCUGGCUGAUGCUGUGGAUGUGUCAGCUGACGAGAAGGCCACCAUGCAGAAUCUGAAUAACCGUCUAGCCAGCUAUCUGACAAAGGUGCGCUCGCUGGAGGAGUCCAACAUCGAGCUGGAGAGAAAGAUCAAGGAGUGGUACGAGAGUCACACGUACGUCGAGCAUUUAUUCAGGACCUGGUGGAUAAGUUCCCAUCCACAGGAGAUGGCUCUGGCUAGAGCCGAAGCUGGAGGUCAGGUGAACGUUUGUGUGGAUGCAGCUCCCUCUAUGGACUUGAAUCAGGCCAUGACCAAGAUCAGAGAACACUAUGAGGCUCUGACUGAGAAAAACCGUAAAGAGCUGGAGUCCUGGUAUCAGAGAAAGAUCACCACAGUGCAACAGGAAGUGAUCACUCAUAAUGAAGAGCUUCAGGUCAGCAGAACACUUCUGAAAGACUUGCCUGUCAAGUUCCAGAGACUACAGAUUGCACUGCAGUCCCUUCACAGCAUGAAAGCAGCCGAUGAGGGGACGCUGGAGGAAAUACAGGCCCGUUAUGGGGCAGAGUUAGCGAGUCUCCAGGCCACGGUCACCAGCCUGGAGGAACAGCUGAGUCUUUUCCAUGCUAACAUUGCCAACACCAAGCAGGAGUAUGAGACGCUGCUGGACAUCAAGACCCGGCUGGAGCGUGAGAUCGCCGAGUACAGGAGACUGCUGAAUGGAGAGGAGAGUGAAAAACACAAAGUUGUCACCAAAACUAUCACAGUGGUGGAAACUAUUGUGGAUGGGAAAGUUGUGGAGAGCAGCGAGCAGUUGGAUGUCAAUGAGAAAACAAACUAAUCUGCUCAAAAUCAUUAUCAUAUUUAGACUUCAGGUGUAAAAAUCAUCAGACCACGUUUGUGCAGAAGCUCUGUAUUGCUAACUUGAUGAACUUAAUUUAAUGUUCAAGUAAAAUUUAAUGUUGAAUGUUAGUUUGUUAAAGUAGACAGACAGUGCCCUGGUAACUUUCAGCUUUUGAGAUAUCAACUCUGUGAUUCAGUCUGCAUGUUUAAACCAAGUGUU